Thyridium curvatum is the source of this 996-nucleotide messenger RNA. RefSeq lists its product as uncharacterized. The transcript has 2 exons. Gene Ontology annotation, molecular function: oxidoreductase activity, acting on the CH-OH group of donors, NAD or NADP as acceptor. NCBI's taxonomy places the organism in Eukaryota, Fungi, Ascomycota, Sordariomycetes, Thyridiales, Thyridiaceae. Bases 1 to 996 code for a protein of 331 amino acids. The record is from RefSeq and is a predicted model, not a curated record.
AUGGCGAAAGACAGGAUCGAUGUCGACGCCUACACCAGGCCGUACAUGCUCACUGCCAAGAUACACAGGGAUGUGUACCCGGCCAUCGACCCUACAAACCCGGAGCUGAGUGCGGCAGGCAAGGUUGUUGUCGUCAUUGGCGCCACCGGAGGCAUCGGCUUUGCAACGGCACGGGAGUGGAACAGGGCGGGUGCGCGAGGGAUAGUCCUGGUCGGCCGUCGACAAGAAGCACUCGAUUCUACAGCGGCCGCUCUCAUGGGGCCGGCAAAGAUCAUCACCGUCAGCGCCAACAUCAUCGAUGCCGCGGCUUGUGCCGACGUGAUGGAGAGGGCGCUUACCGAGUUCGGGUCGGUGGACGUACUGGUCAACUCUGCUGGCGGUGCAAUUCAGGGGAUGAUUAGAGAGAUCGAGCCUGCGAAGUGGUGGCAGAACCUGGUUAGCAAACAGCCUCCCCCGACCUGGGUCGUGAUCCGGCAAGUUGACAAGUUACUUACGUACUUCGCACAGGAGCUCAACCUCCGCGGCGCCUUCAACAUCAAUCAAGCCUUUAUCAAAGCCACUGAUGGCAAGGGCACCAUCGUCAACAUCGGCAGCAUGGGCGCCGGGCUCACCCUGCCGGCCAUGUCGGGAUCCUCGGUCGCGCAGCUCGGGCUGAUCAAGCUCUGCGAAAAUAUGGACUUUGAGCUGCCGGGAAUCCGCGUCUUUGUGGUACACCCGGGCAUCGUGGCGCUCGAGGACGGCCGCGGCGCCGUGCUGAGGAAUAUGUUGGAUGUCGCUAAGGACACGCCGGCGUUGACGGCUGGACUGACUCUGUAUCUGGCUACACCGAGGGCGGAAUUUCUGAAGGGAGGGUAUCUGCAUGCGAACUGGGAUGUGGAGGAGAUGGAGUUGCAUAAAAGGGAGAUUGUGGAGAAGAGACUGCACAAGCUUGCCUUCCUCAAUGCAAAGCUGCAGGAGGGAGUGUAUUCGUGGUCUGACGCGCCGGCUGAAUCGUGA